Peronospora belbahrii is the source of this 291-nucleotide messenger RNA. The record is from the annotation of a GenBank genome assembly. Lineage: Eukaryota; Oomycota; Peronosporomycetes; Peronosporales; Peronosporaceae.
AUGUCGGAAGUAAAGCCGCGGACGAAUCCAUUGGGAGCUGCGUCAGCAGCAGAAUCAGCACAAACUAUGGCUAAAACGGCGAAAGCUCAAGCAGAGGCAGCACAAGCUGAAGCUCAAGUGGUUCGAGCACAAGCAGAAGCUGCUGUAGCAUUAGUAGAGGCUGCACAAGCUCAAGCAGAGAGUGCACGAGCUCGAGCGGAAGCAGCUCAAACUCUUGCCAAUUGGUCGCAGACUCAAGCUGAAUAUAUGCAAGCUCUUGCAGACAAGUUGGUUGAUUAUCGUGAAGAAUGA